AUGGGGCGUUCCAAGCUUCUCAUCUGGCUCGCGCUCUCUCUGGUUGUGUCCCUCGCGCUCGCGCCGCUCUGCCGCGCGGAUGAGAUCGUCGCGGAAGACGAUGCCGCUUUCGACGCCGACGCUGAAGACCCCACUGAAAUUUCUGCCGCGUCGGAGCCUGGUUUCCUGAGCAAGCUGUUCGGCGGAAGCAGGCGUUUCCUGUGGUCUCCCCAGGCGCACCGCAUGCUGCACAGCUGCAAGCAGAAGUGCGAGAAGACGAACAAGAAGUGCAACACGGACUACAGCAAGUGCAAGCGCAAGUACAAGGACGACAAGGAGGAGCACGAGGAGUGCACCGACGACUACAAGAAGUGCAAGCACAAGGCCAAGAAGUGCAGGUCCAAGUGCGACUAG
Closterium sp. NIES-65 is the source of this 393-nucleotide messenger RNA. The record is from the annotation of a GenBank genome assembly. Lineage: Eukaryota; Viridiplantae; Streptophyta; Zygnematophyceae; Desmidiales; Closteriaceae.